GACAUGGAAAAGGAAAAUGCAACGUUGCUGACAGAGUUUCUUCUCACAGGACUUACAUAUGAACCAGAAUGGCAAAUCCCCCUGUUCCUGGUGUUCUUGGUUAUAUAUUUCAUCACCAUCGUGGGGAACCUUGUUCUGAUUGCUCUCAUAUGGAAAGACCCUCAACUUCACAUCCCCAUGUACUUAUUCCUUGGGAGUUUGGCUCUUGUGGAUGCUUCAUUAUCAUCCACAGUGAUCCCUAAGAUGCUGGUCGACUUCUUUGCCACAAGUAAGAUGAUCUCUCUCUCUGAAUGCGUGAUACAAUUUUUUUCCUUUGCAAUCAGUGUAACUACAGAGUGUUUUCUGCUGGCAACAAUGGCAUAUGAUCGCUAUGUGGCCAUAUGCAAACUUUUACUUUAUCCUGUGAUUAUGUCCAAUAGACUAUGCAUUAGGCUAUUAGUUUUGUCAUUUUUAGGUGGCCUUCUUCAUGCCUUAAUUCAUAUAGGUUUUUUAUUCAGAUUAACCUUCUGUAAUUACAACAUAAUACAUCACUUUUACUGUGACAUUAUACCAUUGUUUAAGGUUUCCUGUACUGACACUUCUAUUAAUUUUCUGAUAGUCAUCAUUUUCGCAGGGUUAAUACAGGUGUUCACCAUUCUAACUGUUCUUGUCUCUUAUACACUUGUUCUCUUUACAAUCUUAAAAAGGAAGUCUGUACAAGGCAUCAGGAAAGCCUUCUCCACCUGUGGCGCCCAUCUCCUAUCUGUCUCUUUGUACUAUGGCCCUCUUCUCUUCAUGUAUGUGCGUCCUGGAUCUGCACAGGGAGGUGACCAAGAUAUGAUGGACUCUCUAUUUUACACUGUCAUCAUUCCUUUUUUGAAUCCAAUUAUCUACAGCCUGAGAAAUAAGAAAGUCGUAGAUUCACUGGCAAAAACGUUAAAGGGAAAUGUUUAG
Ceratotherium simum simum (southern white rhinoceros) is the source of this 933-nucleotide messenger RNA. RefSeq names its product olfactory receptor 5H8-like. Gene Ontology annotation, cellular component: membrane. Gene Ontology annotation, biological process: G protein-coupled receptor signaling pathway. Lineage: Eukaryota; Metazoa; Chordata; Mammalia; Perissodactyla; Rhinocerotidae. Gene Ontology annotation, molecular function: G protein-coupled receptor activity; olfactory receptor activity. The record is from RefSeq and is a predicted model, not a curated record.